AGUUGAAGGCGAUAGGGAAAUCAUGAGCGGCCAGCACUUCAAGUUAUAUGAGAACAUUUUCAUCGAAACCAAUUUGCAGUCUACUGAUUAUGAUGCAGUCAUAUUAUUACUCUAUCCUGAUGAAGUUGAGGUGACACUUCCGAGACACGUCGGCAGUUUCGUGAGUACAACAUUGAAAUUAGACAAACACGUCCAAAAAGUGCCGACUGUAUGGAAUUGCGAAUAUGUCUCCGGUGGCAGACUCGUGUUGUCCCCGACCGGUAAUAUAACGGCGUACCAUGAUGUGAGGGUGGUGAAAGAAGCUGCUAAGAAAGGUGUUCUGAGAGCUUUAGAUGCAGGAGCAAGAAAUCCUUUGCUGGUCGUUCAAAAUGUAGUCGACUUUCCCGAUGGACAACUGGUUGGUGUGUUGGGUGCUCUUGAAGCUCUUUACGUUCCGUUACAAAUGAGGGAACGGGAUAACGUUAAGAAUGUCACUAAAAUAGGAUUCCACGCAGAAGAAAAAGUCACGCAAGACUUCGAAAAGGUAGUGAGGAACGCUAUCGGGCUAGAAAGAGCAAGGAUUUUGGCUAGAGACAUAGGCGGUUCUGAUCCAGAGAGAAUGACUCCUGCCAACAUUGUCGAAUAUGUGAAAAACUCCUUCGUAGGCGAUAGCAAUAUAAGUGUCACUGUCAUCGAUAAUGAAGCUGUAAUAGCAAGAGAUUAUCCACUUUUGGCUGCUGUUAACAGAGCAGCUAAUCGCGUCGAUAGACAUAAAGCGAGAGUUGUAGAAAUUGUAUACAAACCAUCAGAUAUUACUAGGGUAUCUGAAACUCUUAUGCUAGUGGGAAAAGGCGUUACUUACGAUACAGGCGGUGCGGAUAUCAAGAUCACCGGCAGAAUGGCUGGAAUGUCGAGAGACAAAUGUGGGGCCGCAGCUGUUGCUGGCUUUUUGAAAGCCUGUUCGAUAUUGAAACCUUUACAUUUGAAGGUAAUUGGAGUCUUGUGUCUUUGCAGGAACUCUGUAGGCGAAGAUUCAUACGUAGCCGAUGAGUUACUCGUCUCGAAGAGUGGUAAGACAGUAAGAGUUACUAAUACCGAUGCUGAAGGUAGGUUCGCUAUGGCGGAUUCUGUUUUUAAAAUGGCUGAACUCGCUGUUGGAGAAUUGAACCCUCAUAUAUAUACGAUAGCAACUCUGACGGGUCAUGCGAAACUUUGCUAUGGAGAUUAUUCGGCUGCUAUGGAUAAUCAUAGUGCUAAAGCUACUAACCAUUCGAAUAGACUUCAGUUCAGCGGUUCAAGAAUGGGAGAAGGGAUAGAAGUGUCUGUUGUAAGACAUGAAGACUUGGCUGUUAACAUCGGAAAAUGCAAAGGUGACGAUCUUGUACAAAUUGAUACGGACGCUAAAGGACGUAAUCAUCAGUUAGCUGCAGGUUUUCUAAUCAAAGUGGGUGGUUUGGAAGAGAAGAAUGUUAAAUACACGCAUUUGGAUAUAGCUGGAAGUGCUGGGAUGCCACCUCAUGAGCCUACUGCUGCGCCAAUUUUGUCUUUAUGCCAUGUGCAUAAGGUUCUUUUGUGAUUGGUAAACGUUAACGCGUCUUACAAAAUAAUAGUACUUAUAUUUCUUUACUUGAUAAAUAGAAGUAUAAACAUUUUUUUAACUCCUAAGAUGGCGGUA
This is a messenger RNA of Diatraea saccharalis (sugarcane borer), 1654 nucleotides long. The record is from the annotation of a GenBank genome assembly. Lineage: Eukaryota; Metazoa; Arthropoda; Insecta; Lepidoptera; Crambidae.